Cynoglossus semilaevis (tongue sole) is the source of this 2253-nucleotide messenger RNA. RefSeq names its product growth associated protein 43 (gene gap43). The transcript has 3 exons. The record is from RefSeq and is a predicted model, not a curated record. The coding region runs from base 295 to 1041 and encodes 248 amino acids. Gene Ontology annotation, molecular function: protein binding. NCBI's taxonomy places the organism in Eukaryota, Metazoa, Chordata, Actinopteri, Pleuronectiformes, Cynoglossidae. Gene Ontology annotation, biological process: regulation of growth.
CAGAGAGAGAGAGAGUGAGAGAGAGAGAGAGAAAAAAUCAGAGAGAGGGAGAGGUGUGCCAGGCAGACCAAGUAAAAAGUGUGUGUGUGAACUGGGAUGAGUAAAUGCACAGAGCAGCUUAGCUGUUGAAACAGCCAGAGAAAGAGAGAGAGUGUGCGAGAGAGAGAGAGAGAGAGUGUGUGAGUGAGGGAGAGAGAGAGAGCACAAAGAGAGGGAGAGAGAGGGUGAGAGAGAGAAGAAGUAAAAGGGUGGAAGAAGCAGAGAAGAAAAAGGGAGGAUACUACAACUACAACUAUGCUGUGCUGCAUAAGAAGAACCAAACCGGUGGAGAAGAAUGAGGAUGCGGACCAAAAGAUUGAACAGGAUGGCACCACCAACAAACCCGAGGAUAAGGCCCACAAGGCUGCCACCAAAAUACAGGCUAGCUUCCGUGGACACAUAACUCGGAAAAAGAUGAAAGGCGAUGAAGAGGAAAAAGAUGGAGACAGUCCAGCUGCUGCCGAUGAAGCAACAGAGGGAGGAGAAGUGGAAAAGAAAGUAAACGGAGAAGAGGCACCCGCCAAGGAUGAGGUGGCCGCAGCGGAGGAGCCCAAGAAGGUGGAGGAGACGAGCCAAGCCAAAAGCCCCGUGGCGGAUAAAGCUGCCAACUCUCCCGUUGCUGCCGCUGCUUCACCUGCAGCCACAGCAACAUCUCCUGUAGCGGCUGCCCCUGCUGCUACCUCUCCUACGGCUGAACCCCAAAAAGAGGAACCCAAACCUGAGGAAAAAGUUGAGGAGAAGCCCAAAGAGGUGGAGGCCCAUGUGGCGGCAGCCAAGAGCCCCACCACAGCCACGGCCGAGGAGAAGAAGGAGGAGGAAAAAAGCGAAGAGAAAAAGGAGGAGGCCAGACAAGCCGACGUGCCUGAUGCUGUCAGCACGACAGCAGAGAAAGAGGAGACCAACCAAACGAAUGAUAAACAAGAUGCUGCAGCUGAAUCUAAAGCAGAGGAAGCCACCCCUGCAGACGGAGCGGCAGAGGCCACCGAGUCCAAGGAUGACUAAGGCCAAGUCAAACUUAACGAAAGCAGAAAUAAGAGUAUGAAGAAUAACACAAAAACAAAAAUCUAAAAGGUUGCUCUUUGCCUUCCUCAGUAAGAGGGCAGUCCGUUUCUAUUUGUUUGUCAUUUUUUGUGUGGCAAUGAUUUUCUCAUGUUGGGGGAGUUUCCAGCGUGAAGUUUUCUGGCUCAAGCUAAUAGUAUGAGAAAGUGCUGGUGAUGAUGAUGUUGUUAAUGAUUGUGUAAAAUGCUUAUAAUGAUAAUGAUGAUGAUGAUAAAGAUGAUGAUGGUAGGGAGGUGAAUUUGGUUAGAUUCAUCUUGACUAUUUAAUGUAUGUGAGUUAUCGAUGGAACCGCUGAUCCCAACUGGAUCAUCACACAUUUAAAAGGCUUUGCCAAUGCACACCACACUUCCUUUGCAUUGCAAUGCACUUUAUUUGUCACAUUUCACAAUUUUGAUCCGUUCGGCAAAAUGCACGCACAAAAGCAAACCGGUUUUUAACGCAACCCACGUUCUCGGUAGAACACAAGUGACCCCGAGAACUCAGCAAAGUAGUUGAAGCUCGAAGAAAUUGGACGAGAAUAGAAUGUAUAACUAAAUGUGCGACCUCUCCAGUUGGGCAGCUUUUUUCAUAAUACAAAAAAAUCCACGUAUAUACAUAGGAGUGUCACUGUUUCUCUGUUCUGCUUGAGGCAUUCAAGCCUGGUUUACACCCAUUUUAACAAACUCUCUGUUUACUCACAUUUAUAGCAAAGGACCUGUUGCCAUUUGAAUGACUAGAUCAUAUGAUAAACUAUAGAAAUCUGCUAUAGUAUUUAUGUAACUCGGCUCUUACAUGACAAUUUGUGUUCUGCCAACCAAUCGUGAGAACAGUAGCAUGAACCAUCGAACCAGAUGCAUGAUGGGAACUCUCCCUCUGAGAGGAACUUUUUCCGCAGUCACAAAAACGUAAGAGGUGUGGCGGCUUCUUUUUGAUGUCUUUGGUGUUGUUAUGACAGUUUAUAUGAAUUGGAAAAAAUACUCUUGCACUGAUGUUAUGAAAAAAAAAUCUAAAGAAAAUCAAACAAAUGAGCAAACAACAAAAAAAAAAAAACUUUUCCUAUGUUUCAGUGAGUGCAAUGUCCAGUUUCAACCUUAUCUAAAAGUUCAAACUUGUGAGAAAAACAUGAAAAAAAUGGUUUCAAUGUCUGUUUUCAAAAUAAAGCAAAUGUGCCAAUUA